Molecule: messenger RNA, 817 nt
Organism: Camponotus floridanus (Florida carpenter ant)
Lineage: Eukaryota; Metazoa; Arthropoda; Insecta; Hymenoptera; Formicidae
Gene: Pfdn5
Product: prefoldin subunit 5
Exons: 2
Coding region: 142-639 (165 amino acids)
Biological process (GO): regulation of DNA-templated transcription; protein folding
Cellular component (GO): cytoplasm; prefoldin complex
Source: RefSeq, a predicted model, not a curated record
GCGGUAUUUUAACAAACUAAGUGGUAAAGAGUAAGUGUAUUGUUGCCCGUGUUUGGUGGUAUCGAUGAGCUUGAGGAUUAAUUAAGAGAAUAGAGAAUCGUCAUAUGAAUAGAAUUCGGAAUAGACAAUAAUUCCGUCAAGAUGUCAGAAGAAAUUUCAGUAAAGCCUCCCUAUGAGGUGAUUAACCUAUCGACUCUGCCGAAUUUGAACAUCCAACAACUUACAAUGUUUAAACAACAAUUGGACAAGGAACUCGAGGUAUUUCAAGAUUCUUUGCAUACUUUAAAGAUUGCGCAAAGCAGAUUUCAAGAAUCAGGUGCUUGUCUUGAAAAAAUUACAUCGGCUGCUGAAGGCAACGAAAUAUUAGUACCUUUGACAGGUUCUAUGUACGUGACUGGAAAACUGGCAGAGGCGAAUAAUGUGAUUGUAGAUGUUGGUACUGGCUAUUAUGCAAAAAAGAAUAUUGACGAUGCGAAGGAUUAUUUUAAAAGAAAAGUGGAUUAUGUAACAGAGCAAAUGGAAAAGAUUCAACAGGUUGGAAUUGAAAGAACCAAAUUGAGAGAAGCAACAAUAGAUAUAAUAGAUGCAAAGAUUCAACCUCAUUGGGAAAAAGAUCGUGGGUUAGGAUUACGAAAGUGAUAAGUUUAAAUGGACGAUUUUAUUUUAUAUACAUUUUAUCAUAAAUAAUUCACUAUUGUUUGAAUCUAUUUGGAAAUCUAUGUUGAAUCUGAAUGGCUUUGAGAUAUUACAUAUGAAUGCACAAUAGUAAUAACUGAUUUCAUGUAUAAUAGUAAUAAGAUGGUUUCAUUUAGCGCAA